Protopterus annectens (West African lungfish) is the source of this 948-nucleotide messenger RNA. Its product is annotated as olfactory receptor 6B1-like. NCBI's taxonomy places the organism in Eukaryota, Metazoa, Chordata, Ceratodontiformes, Protopteridae. Gene Ontology annotation, cellular component: membrane. Gene Ontology annotation, biological process: G protein-coupled receptor signaling pathway. Gene Ontology annotation, molecular function: G protein-coupled receptor activity; olfactory receptor activity. Bases 1 to 948 code for a protein of 315 amino acids. The transcript has a single exon. The record is from RefSeq and is a predicted model, not a curated record.
AUGGAAUUUAAUGAGACAACUUCUCAAGUGUCAUACUUCAUCAUCGUGGGAUUUCCAGGACUCCAGGACUGGCCAUCAAGAACAGCCCUCUUCUCUGUGUUCUUUGUAAUCUAUGUGGUAGUACUCUUUGAAAAUAUUGUGCUUAUGGUCAUCAUAAAAUGGGAUGAAAAGCUACACUCUCCUAUGUAUAUUUUUAUUUUUAAUCUAACUCUGCUUGAUUUGACUAUCCCAUCAGUGACCAUUCCCAAAAUGUUAUGCUACUUAAUGAGCGAUGACAAUUCCAUAGGUUUCAGAACAUGUAUUGCUCAGAUGACUCUGUUUCUCAUUUUCAAUGGUGCCGAGGGUUUGAUUUUGGCAGCCAUGGCAUAUGACCGCUACCAGGCUAUAUGCAACCCACUUAAUUAUCACUCUGUAGUAACAAACAAUAUUGCUAUUAGGUUAUCACUUUGUUGCUGGACAGCAGCCAUUGCUUCAGUGUCUCCCUCUGUGUAUUUCAUUCUCAUUAAGCAGUUUUGUGGACAGAACAUAAUUUUUUACUUUUUCUGUAACUCUGCAUCCAUAGCUGCACUAGGGUGUAGUACUAGCAAAACAUUUUCUACCAUUACAUUAUUCUUAGGUUUGGUUCCCACACUUGUGAUACUGUUUUCUGUUGUUUUCUCAUACACAAAAAUCCUUCUAGCUGUAUUAGCCUUUGGAAACUCAGAGAAUCGAUGGAAAGCCUUUUCAACCUGUGCCAGCCAUCUCAUUGUUUUAGCCAUAUUUUUCCUAAUCUUGGCAUUUGUCUCCAUCUUUUCUCGAGUACCUGGAAUUUCUGCUGAUGCUGUGAUACUGGCAGGUGUGAUACAGAACAUUUUUCCACCAUUAGUCAACCCCAUUAUAUAUUGUCUAAAAACAAAGGAAAUCAGAAUAAGCAUUGUAAGGUUAAUGAAAACAAAUAUUAUUCAUUAA